Messenger RNA from Onychomys torridus (southern grasshopper mouse), 1086 nucleotides. Its product is annotated as acyl-CoA desaturase 3. The transcript has 5 exons. Gene Ontology annotation, cellular component: endoplasmic reticulum membrane. Gene Ontology annotation, biological process: response to fatty acid; unsaturated fatty acid biosynthetic process. Gene Ontology annotation, molecular function: stearoyl-CoA 9-desaturase activity; iron ion binding; palmitoyl-CoA 9-desaturase activity. The record is from RefSeq and is a predicted model, not a curated record. Lineage: Eukaryota; Metazoa; Chordata; Mammalia; Rodentia; Cricetidae. Bases 1 to 1047 code for a protein of 348 amino acids.
AUGACCUAUACCACCACCACCACCAUCACAGCGCCUCCCUCUGGAGUUAUGCAGACAGGACAAGAGAAGUUAAAGACUGUGCCCCUCUACCUGGAAGAAGACAUCCGUCCUGAAAUGAAAGAAGACAUACAUGACCCCAGCUACCAGGAUGAGGAGGGGCCCCCGCCCAAGCUGGAGUACGUCUGGAGAAACAUCAUCCUCAUGGCCCUGCUGCACUUGGGGGCCCUGUAUGGGCUUGUGCUGGUUCUCUCCUGCAAGGUCUACACCUUGCUCUGGGCAUGUGUCUGCUUUGUGAUCAGUAUUGAGGGCAUCGGAGCUGGGGCUCAUCGCCUGUGGAGCCACCGAACUUACAAGGCUCGACUGCCGCUGCGGAUCUUCCUCAUCAUUGCUAACACCAUGGCUUUCCAGAAUGAUGUGUAUGAAUGGGCCCGAGAUCACCGCGCCCACCACAAGUUCUCAGAAACACACGCUGACCCUCACAAUUCUCGACGUGGCUUUUUCUUCUCUCACGUGGGCUGGCUGCUCGUGCACAAACACCCGGCUGUCAAAGAGAAGGGUAGAAAGCUGGACAUGUCUGACCUCAAAGCUGAGAAGCUGAUCAUGUUCCAGAGGAGGUACUACAAGCCUGGCAUCCUGCUGAUGUGCUUCAUCCUGCCCACACUGGUGCCCUGGUAUUUCUGGGGAGAGACUUUUCAACACAGCUUUUAUGUUGCCACUUUACUGAGAUAUGCCUUGGUGCUCAAUGCCACCUGGCUGGUGAACAGUGCCGCCCACCUCUAUGGCUUUCGCCCUUAUGACAAGAACAUUGACCCACGAGAGAAUGCCUUGGUUUCCCUGGGAUCUCUAGGCGAGGGCUUCCACAACUACCACCACGCCUUCCCCUACGACUACUCUGCCAGUGAGUACCUCUGGCACAUCAACUUCACCACAUUCUUCAUCGACUGCAUGGCUGCCCUGGGCCUGGCUUAUGACCGGAAGAAAGUGUCCAAGGCCACUGUCUUGGCCAGGAUCAAAAGAACUGGAGAUGGGAGCCGCAAGAGUGGCUGAGUUUGGGGUUGUCUUUGUUUCUAUUCCCAAAGCCAGCUG